GCGGAGAUUCGCCGCUCCAGUCCGAAGUCGCCGCCGGAGGAGCGGCCGGCGCUGGUGGCGAGGCUGAUGGGACUGGAGGCGCCGCCGGAUACGGUGGCGGAGAAGAGGCAGAAGCUGCUCGGGGCUUUGCAGAGGUGCGACGAGGAUCUCAAGGCGCUGAAGAAGAUUAUCGAGGCCGUGCGUUUGACCGAUCCGACGACGCCGGCGGUGGUUUGCGGUGGCUUUGAGGAUAAAUGCAGGACGGUUUCGGAGGUGAAGUGUUCGGUUGUUAACGUGGAGCAGCAACAACCGAGUCCGGUGUCUGUGCUCGACGAGUUCACUCGUUCGCCACUCAGUCCGAGUUACCACUCCGGACGGCAUUCAUUUGCGCGAAUUCAGCAUCAGAAGCAGCAGUUGUUAAGGAAGCCAGGAGAGGAAGAAAUAUACGUCUAUGAGAGAAUGGGAAGCGAAUCAGUGAAUAAGAAAGUGAACGAGGAAGAUGAUUUGGGCAUCUGGAGUAGCAAAGCCAUGAUAAAAAGUGUGGAUGAAGUGUGUAGAGACGUUGCUUGGGGAGAAAAGAGAGAGGUUGGAAGAAUUGGGUUGGCUUUGCAGGAUUAUAUCUACAGGGAUUUGAUUGAAGAAAUUGUUAGAGAAUUAGGAUGCUUUUACACUCUGCCUUUUGAGGCCUGUAAGAGAAGACUAUGCUUCUAAGCUAUACAUUGCAUACAUGCUCAUAAUUAUUCUCUUCUUUUUUACUUUUCCCUCCUUUUCUGUUCUCCCAGUUAAACUUAUAUUGGCUUUACAAAUUACAUUGAA
Molecule: messenger RNA, 795 nt
Organism: Cajanus cajan (pigeon pea)
Lineage: Eukaryota; Viridiplantae; Streptophyta; Magnoliopsida; Fabales; Fabaceae
Source: RefSeq, a predicted model, not a curated record